[Torrubiella] hemipterigena is the source of this 1671-nucleotide messenger RNA. NCBI's taxonomy places the organism in Eukaryota, Fungi, Ascomycota, Sordariomycetes, Hypocreales, Clavicipitaceae. The record is from the annotation of a GenBank genome assembly.
AUGGCUCGAACAAACACCGCCAGCCAGCAGCAACAGCAGCCUGGCGCGGCUGGUGCCCGAUCGACCGACCGGAACCGCUCGAAUCCAAACUACAAUUCCUUUCCCGUUUACAAUACCAUUGCCGCCACCUUGGCAAGCACCCAGACCAAUGGCGCUCCGGCUGACGCAUCCGCCGCAAAGUCGGGCAAGCCAGCGCGCGUGCUGGCUCCAGACCUGCUCCGCGGCCUGCUCAUGAUUAUCAUGGCCAUGGACCAUGUGUCGGUGUCUUUUGGCUUCUGGGAACACGGCACCGGUCGUGUCGGCGAACAAGACGGCGCCGUCGUUGAACGCUGGAACUUUCCUACCGCCUUUGUCGUCCGUACCCUCACCCAUCUCUGCGGCCCCGGCUUCACAUUUCUGCUAGGCAUGGGUAUCGUCUAUCUCGGCAACGCCCGUGUCAAGAUUGGCUGGGGCGCCGGUAAGCUCAUCCGUUACUUUGCUGUGCGAAUGGUUGUCUUGACGGCGCUCUGUGUUGUCUUUGGCGUCACAUUUACGCUAGGAGCCGCGUGGUUUGUCAACCCAGUCGUCUUUGCGCUCGGUGUGGACUACUUUCUUGUCGGCUUGCUCUGGCUGGCCAUGAACAAAACUGAGCCUCUUCUCGCCUCUGCAAUUACCCUCGCUAUCCGAGAUGAGCCAGAAGUAACCGAUGAGUCUCCUAUCGACGAAGAAGCGCCGCUCUUUGACCGCCCACGCACCAAGUCUCGCGCUGGCGCUGAGACCAUUUCUUGGCACAUCCAUAAUGUGUUCCUGGCCAUUUUGACUGUUGUUACCAUCUUUUGGAACAUAUGGAUGUCCGAAAAUGGUGGCCACUGCAUCUCGUCGUCGUCACCGUCGUCGUCACCCCGUGGCUAUGCAGGACUCACCGCUGCUGCGCCAUUGGACAUUCUCAAAGUCGCCCCCGGUAUCCAGCCCCAGAACCAACCGACCCAUCCGCUGCUGAAGAUUUGGUUCUGGCCAAUGAUGGGUGCGGACACUCUCAAGUAUGGCAUGAUGUCGGGCUUCCCCCCCAUGGCGUGGAUCUCGUUUGCUAUCCUCGGCCUACUCUACGGCCGACUUGUCUAUGGCCGGCCCUGGACAAAGUUGACGACCACGGCACAUGCGCUCGCCGGUGCUGGCUUUAUGGUCAUUUUCGUCAUGACACGAGUCUUUCGCUUUGGCAACUUGUCCGAGGGAUGCCUCCACACACCAGAUCACGACAAGGCCAACCGCCACGCCAACCCGUACUUGGUAUCCCCUCAAUCGUUUCUUUACAUUAUCAAAUACCCACCCGAUGUGGCGUACUGGGCCGCGACGCUGUCUGUCAACUUUUUGCUGCUGGCUUUGUUUGGCGCGCUCCCUCUGCGCCUCGCCAAGCGUAUGACGCUUCUGCUCGAUCUUGGAGGAGCAGCGCUCUUCUUUUAUGUCGCGCACAUGUAUCUCAUUAUGGCGCUUGCGGUAGUGAUGUUGCCCAUCUUCGGCCAUAAGCCAGACAAGGGCGUAACAAACCCCAUGGGUGGUACCAAGGUAAUGACAAACCUGUAUGCCUACUUUGUCAUUUGGGUCUUUGUUAUUGCAGUUAUGUGGCCGUCGUGCCGGUGGUAUGGGCGGUUCAAGAGCACCAAAGGAGCAGAUUCUCUAUGGAGAUUCUUUUAA